Molecule: messenger RNA, 435 nt
Organism: Iphiclides podalirius (scarce swallowtail)
Lineage: Eukaryota; Metazoa; Arthropoda; Insecta; Lepidoptera; Papilionidae
Source: the annotation of a GenBank genome assembly
AUGUUCUUUAAAACAUUUUCUUUGGUAAUUUUAUGUGCUGCCUCUAUUGGGUUUACCGAUGCGAAAAAGCCAACCAUCGCUGUGCCCGCUGACAUAGUUGGCUUAAUAACGGAAAAGUCCGUGGAGUGUAUUGCCGAAACCGGUGCCGACGUGAAUAUCCUGCAGCGCGUCUUCAAUUGGCAGUUUGACAAUAAUAAGACGAGCAAAAAGUUCUCAUUCUGCCUGUUCAAGAAAGCUGGCUUCAGCGAUGAGACUGGCCACUUCCACAAGGACAAGAUCCUCGCCCUGUACGAGAAAAGUGGCAAGAAAGAUCUGGUUGAAAGCGCUGCUCAGGAGUGCGACAAGAUAAACGAGAAGAAUCCACUGGAAACAAUGUACAAAGUGAUCCUUUGUUUCUUCGAUAAAUCGCCAGUCCUGCUUGAAGUAAAGUUAGAU